AUGCUGGCCCUUGGAGUGGAUUAUGGAAAACGAAGGAUGGAAGGAGGAGGUGGAGGAGCAAAGGGAAAAGCGAUGACGAUGUGGAAUUCUCCUGCCACGGUUAGCAUGCAUACUCGUAGUCCUGGUAUUAACAUAAAGGAGAAGAUCUCGCAGUGGGAAGGUCUGAGCCAGCAUGAGGAAGGCCACAAUGUGAAAGCCAAGACCCAUGGGGUCGCUGUAUCCCGAACUCUCUCUGCGGACAUCCUAGGAAAUGGAGUACAUAUCGAUAACCGCCAUGGUGCACCUCAUAGUAAAACUAACAUCUCCAAAGCCAAAAGUCUGGGUUUGGACUUCAGGGAAAAGCAAGGACUCCACGAACAAGUCGGAGUCGGCUGCAAAUCAGACCCUCCACAGAGCAACACGUGUUUGAAUAAAGCUACAAACUCAGCUGCUACGCCUAGAGCAUUGACGACUUUAACCCAAAACAAAUCCGUCGUUAAUAAACAUGCUAAAACUCAUAAUGGGGAACAGAUGGAUGAUAGUGUCAUAGAUGCUGUCAUCGAUGAUCCUGCACCUCGGCCCAUGGACGAUCCUGAGGAGGGCCUUCCGCCUGGGAACUUCUACACCUCCAGAGGAUUCUGGCGUAGGCUGGAGGGGGAUGAGUCACUCUGGGAGAAAGAACGAGAUUCCUCGGCAAUGACUAAAAGUCUUGGUUCCCUGGAUCCGAAUUCGCCUCCACCUAAACCACAGCGUACGUUCCAGUACCGGGGGGUUGAGUGUCCCCCCUCACGUUUUGCUCAGUGGGAAAACCAAGCUUCCAAUGCCUGUCGGCCACAGGUCAGACGCGGGGGCGUGUUAUCUCCCCCGAGCUGCCCGCCACCACCUUGUCCUGUCACCCCUAGCAAUGGAUUUUCUAGAAACAGGAAGAACAGGAAGUCGUUUGAGUUUGAGGAUGUGGUGCGACUGACGGCCCAGCAGGCUGGGAGGGGGAAGGAGAGUCGGCGUUCAGGGCUUUACCACGCUCGGUCUGAGGACAGCAUCUACGAGGACAUUAUCCCUGACUUGCCCAGGGAGAAUCCAUAUGAGGAUGUCAAACUGUCUCCAAUGUGCCUGCCCAUUGGGCGGUCAAGGCACCGCACCAUCACUCACAGGCCGACCACAAGAACCCCGAAGGUUCCCCCUAGGCCUCUCACCUUACGUCCCAAAACUGACAGAAUGGAGAUGGGAUUGCACAAUGAACACAAGGACUCGGUGACGUUAUCAAGUCAUGCAUCCACCGUAUCUGCACCCAGAUCAGCCGCGUCGAAACGGGCUACGGGUUAUAAGACAUACCGACAUCCUGAGUAUGUGAAUAAGAUUCAAGAGAUCUUCCAGGCCAAGAGAGGGUGGAAGAGAGUAAAGAGCCAAACAGGCAUGGCCAGAGAGGAAACUAGUGGGACAGAAAGCGACCCAGAGGAGAACAGCAAAGGUGGUUCCCACCGCUUGGUUUAUGUGCAGUCUACACUGAAAAGGAGGCCAGGGUACCGUACCCUGGAGAGAGAUUUGAUACAGCUGCAGCAACAACAGCUCCUCCAACUGUUUGUGGUUGUGUCACUCAGAAAGAGUUCCCCCGGUAACACGUACUCGCCUGAGAUCACUCAACAGUUCCCCACUAAGUUUGAGAAACCGUCCCGACUCUCCAGAGAGGCAGAAGAUCGUUUGAAGGCCAUCCCCAAGUUCUGUUUCCCGGACUCCCAAGAUUGGCGCCCAUCUGCUGACAUGACCAGCGAAACGUUUUCCUUUGUGCUGACCGGGGAAGACGGCAGUCGUUGGUUUGGUUACUGUCGUAAGAUCCUGCCCAGCGGAAAGGGGAAGAGACUGCCUGAGGUUCACUGUAUUGUUAGCAGACUUGGCUGCUUCAAUUUGUUUGCAAAGAUUUUGGAAGAGGUGGAAAGAAGGAGGGAGAUCUCCCCUGCCUUGGUGAGCCCCUUCAUGCGUAGUGUAAUGGAAGCCCCGUUUCCUGCCCCUGGACGCACCAUCACAGUCAAAAGCUUCUUACCUGGCACAGGGAACGAGGUUCUCACUCUGUGCCGACCUGUGGACUCCAGACUGGAACAUGUGGAUUUUGAGGUUCUAUUCCAGUGUCUUAGCAUACCACACCUCCUCCAAGUCUUCGCCUCACUGUUACUGGAAAGGAGAGUGAUUUUCAUCGCUGACAAACUCAGCACUUUAUCACGCUGUGCCCAUUCGGCAUUGGCGCUGCUCUACCCGUUCACUUGGCAACACACCUUUGUGCCCGUGCUGCCGGCCAGCAUGCUGGACAUAUGCUGCUCUCCCACUCCGUUCGUACUGGGGGCUCUGUCUGCAUCUCUCCCACAGUUACAAGACAUGCCCAUAGAGGAGGUUCUCAUCGUUGACCUUUGCGCUGACAGAUUUAUUGUACAGCUCGGUGAUGAAGACUGCAUCCUACCCAAUAAGCUACAAGCUGCUUUGCAAGAGAUCCUGGAAAACAGAGAGCAAAUUCUCAACCAGGGAGAAGUCUACAGAAGUAGAGAUGAGCGCGUGGAUUUGAGUGCUUUGUUGUCGGAGGCGUUUGUGCGCUUCUUCGUGGAAUUAGUGGGACAUUACUCUCUCCACAUGACGGAGGCGAACGCCGGCGGAGUCCGAGAACUGCAGAGAGAGGCCUUCAGGAAGUCCCAUCCAUCACGAGGGGUGCGGCAGUUCCUCCAGCUCUUCAUGGACACACAAAUGUUUGCUGGCUUCAUUCACGAUCGAGAACAUCGCAAGGGUGGAGUAAAGGGACUUUUUGAAGUGAGAGCCACAGAAUAUUUGGACUCCGAUUCCGAACCUGAACCUAGCGGGGUUAACAAAUUUCUCAAAGGCCUAGGUAACAAGAUGAAGUUUCUGCAGAAGAAGUAAGUGUUCUGUCAAACUGUCAAAGAGAUAAUUAGCUCACCGUCAUCGUGAAGAUGAGAACAUCCUGAGAUUGGGUCUGACUCUGGAGGGAGGAGCACUUUGACUCAUCAGUCAGACACAAUGCU
Molecule: messenger RNA, 2999 nt
Organism: Chanos chanos (milkfish)
Lineage: Eukaryota; Metazoa; Chordata; Actinopteri; Gonorynchiformes; Chanidae
Gene: dennd2c
Product: DENN/MADD domain containing 2C
Exons: 18
Coding region: 1-2877 (958 amino acids)
Source: RefSeq, a predicted model, not a curated record